Scheffersomyces stipitis CBS 6054 is the source of this 1317-nucleotide messenger RNA. RefSeq names its product dihydrofolate synthase (gene FOL3). Gene Ontology annotation, cellular component: mitochondrion; cytoplasm; cytosol. Bases 1 to 1317 code for a protein of 438 amino acids. The transcript has a single exon. Gene Ontology annotation, molecular function: tetrahydrofolylpolyglutamate synthase activity; dihydrofolate synthase activity; ATP binding. Gene Ontology annotation, biological process: folic acid-containing compound biosynthetic process. The record is from RefSeq and is a predicted model, not a curated record. Lineage: Eukaryota; Fungi; Ascomycota; Pichiomycetes; Serinales; Debaryomycetaceae.
AUGCCUAUAGAUUUGGGCCUCUCGAGAGUCUAUCUGCUCUUGAAGCAAUUGAAUAAUCCACAUAUCAAUGCUUACAAGACUAUCCAUGUAGCUGGCACGAAUGGCAAAGGCUCGACAGUGGCAUACCUCUCGUCAAUUCUUACAAAGUCGAAAGUCAGAAACGGCCGCUUUACUUCGCCCCAUAUGUUGUACUACAAUGAUUGUAUUUGUAUCAAUGACGAAGUCUACCCUUUGUCUAAGUUCCAAAAAGUGAGCAAUUUAGUACAAGAACAGAACCAAUUGCACAAGUUGGGCUGUACCGAGUUUGAGCUAUUGACAGUAACAGCAUUCAAGAUCUUUGAGUUGGAAAAUGUUGAAAUUGCUGUAGUCGAAGUUGGUCUUGGAGGUCGUUUAGAUGCUACCAAUGCAUUGGAACCCUACAAUAAGACUACAAAGGGUGGAGUCAUAGCCACCGCCAUCACAAAGAUCGGUAUUGAUCACGAGAACUUGUUGGGGAACACACUAGCCGCAAUUUCAGGCGAAAAAGCAGGGAUUAUCAAGAGAAUGAUCCCUUGUGUCCUAGAUAGAACUAACGUAAAAGUUGUAGUAGAAACAGUCCAAAACAGAGCCAAUGAAUUGGAUGUGCCAUUGACCUUGGUGGAUGGAAUUGAAGAAGCAGAGCCUGCUCCGGCACAAAUUAUAUCGCAAGAAGUGCAAGAUUUACUUACACUAUCGCCCUUGAAGGGAGACUACCAACUCCAGAACUUAAGUGUGUCCUUAAAGGUAGUAGAACUUGUCAGUCCAUACUUUUUGGAUGACGCCGGCAACUGUAGGAUAACGAACGAAACUAUACGCUCAGGAAUCGGUGCAACACGAUGGCCGGGCCGUCUUCAAAGUGUCCAAAUCCCGAAUUUUGAUUUUAGUGUUCUCUUGGAUGGAGCUCAUAACGAGAGUGCAGCCAUUGAGUUGGGUAAACAUCUCCGGAAGCAGAGAAAUGGCCAAGGGAUUAUAUUUGUUAUCGGCAUGACUAAGGGUAAGUCUUUGGCAAGUUUGUUGUCUCAUAUAGCGGAAAAAACCAAAGACACCGUAAUUGGAACUUCUUUCACACCUCCCGAGAAUAUGCCAUGGAUCAGUAGCUUUCCAAUACACCAACUUCAGCAAGAGGCAUCUCAGUAUGUUGAAGAUGUGGAUAAAUUUGUCGGAGAAGAUAUCUCCAAGGUAUUUGCACAUGUCAAGAAGUACAGAGAUCAGGGUGAUGAGAGACAAGUUGUAGUAUGUGGCUCGUUGUACUUGUGUGGAGAUGUUCUUCGAUUGGUAGAGAGUGGUGAGAGUAAUUGA